This is a messenger RNA of Cavia porcellus (domestic guinea pig), 2188 nucleotides long. RefSeq names its product BPI fold containing family C (gene Bpifc). Gene Ontology annotation, molecular function: lipid binding. The transcript has 16 exons. NCBI's taxonomy places the organism in Eukaryota, Metazoa, Chordata, Mammalia, Rodentia, Caviidae. The record is from RefSeq and is a predicted model, not a curated record. The coding region runs from base 223 to 1737 and encodes 504 amino acids.
UCAGUCCUAAUUAUACUGGCGAUCUGGGCCGGGUGGAGAACGCGUCGGGCUCCUGGCAGAGGGAAGGACAGCGCUCCCGGUCGGUCACAGUCAUCCUGGGGCCUGAGGUGAGAGCCCCCUGAAGGUCCCACGUCUGUGCCAGCCCACAGGUGCCAGCGCGCUGCAGGCUUCGGGGAGCUGGAAGACACCUGGAGGAGCCGCCGCCCGGGUGUGCCGUCUGAGAUGGGCCCCGUCUUCUGGGGCUGCCUGCUCCUGUGGAGUCUCUGCAUGACACCCACCCAGGCCACCUAUGCUGGGAUCAAGGCGAGGGUCACUCAGCGGGCGCUGGACUUCGGUGUUCAAGCGGGGAUGGAGAUGAUGGAACAAAUAGUUAAAGAGAAGAACAUCCCAGACUUAAAAGGCUCCGAGACUGUUGAAUUUCUGAAGAUUGAUUAUGCCAACUACAAUUUUUCAAACAUAAAAAUCCAUGCCUUUUCGUUCCCCAACACUUCACUGGCCUUCGUGCCCGGGGUGGGCAUCCGAGCACUGACCAACCACGGCACGGCCAACGUCAGCGCGGACUGGGAGGUCAGGACUCCGCUCUUCCACGACAGGGGCGGAGCCAACCUCCUCCUGUCGGGAGUCUACUUCACUGGAGUCAUCCUCCCGACCCGCCUCGCCUUUGGCCACCCGGCUCUGGGACUCCAGGACUGCCACGCCCAAGUGAGCCAUGCCCACGUCUCCUUCGUGGGGGAGCUGAGUGCCCUGUACAACACCUUCUCAGACCCCUUGGAGAAGCUCAUUUUAAAGAACUUAAACGCAAUGCUCUGUCCCAUCAUCUCAGGCGAGGUGGAAGCGCUGAAUGCCAACCUCAGCUCCCUGGAGGUUUUAACCAAGAUCGACAACUUCACGCUGCUGGACUGCUCCCUAACCAGUCCUCCAGAGAUUACCGAGCAGUACCUUGACCUGAAUCUGAAGGGCGUGUUCCUCCCGCUGGACGACCUCGCCGACCCACCGUUGUCUCCCGAGCCUUUCGAGCUGCCCGAGCGCCUGGACUCCAUGCUGUACAUCGGCGUCUCCAAGUCCGUCCUCCAGUCGGCGUCCUUGGCGCACUUCACCGCCGGUGCUUUCAGCGUCACGCUGUCCACCAGGGAGAUCUCCGAGCACUUCCUCCUGAACUCCCAAGGCAUCGGCAGCGUGCUCUCCCGGAUCGCAGAUCUCUACAUCCUGUCGCAGCCCCUCGUGCUGCGGAUCAUGGCCACGGAGCCGCCGGUCGUCCACCUGCAGCCGGGCAACUUCACGCUGGACAUCCCCGCCUCCGUCGUGGUGCUCACACAGCGGAGGAACGCCACGGAGGUGGAGCCCAUCGUCUCCAUGGACUUCGUCGCCAGCACCAGCGUCGGCCUGGCCAUUCUGGGACAAAGGCUGGUCUGCUCCCUGUCUCUGAACAGGUUCCGCCUGUCCCUGCCGGAGUCCAAUCGCAGCGACAUUAAGGUCUUGAGGUUUGAGAACAUCCUGUCCUCCAUUCUGCACUUUGGCGUCCUCCCUCUGGCCAAUAAAAAAUUGCAGCAAGGAUUUCCCCUGCCCAGGCCAUACAAUGUCUCAUUGGUCAAUUCGGAUAUUGAGGUUCUUGAGGGUUUCAUUUUGAUUUCCACCGACCUGAAGUAUGAAAUGUCUUCAAAACAGCAGCCAACUUUCCAUGGCUGGGGAGAUGUGAACUGGAUAAGGAGACCGGGUUCGGGGCAGCCAGCCCCUUGAUGCCUGUUCACAUCCAAACCAGGAAGGAACUGGCCGGAAUCCCACAGCGCCUGGCCAUGGCGAGGGGAAGUCAGCGCACAGUGGAAUUCGAAAGCCCUUCUGAACUGUGUAGGCAGCAAAUUUGCUCUCUGGAGCCUCUGGGAACCUAGAGUAGGGCCACCUGGGCUGAAGGCUGAGCGGGCAUCCGCGAGCUGUGUGUGUAUAUGGAGGGUCAUGAAUUGUAAUGUGUGUGUAGAUGCCGUGUGCCUGUGUUUAUAAGAUUCUGGGGACAAGAACUUGGCAUGUAUUUCUCACCAGGUGGGUGAAAACUCUUAAAUCUGUAUUUAUAUUGCUACUCUUCUUUAGAGAUUUUCUCUACCUGCAUACUGGAUUUUACAUUUUAUAUUCACUGUUACUGUCCCCUAUGUGUGAUUAAAAUCAUUUUCUACCCAUGUCGGAUUGGCUUUUUGAG